Messenger RNA from Microthlaspi erraticum, 873 nucleotides. The record is from the annotation of a GenBank genome assembly. NCBI's taxonomy places the organism in Eukaryota, Viridiplantae, Streptophyta, Magnoliopsida, Brassicales, Brassicaceae.
AUGGCGACCACCGCAUCUUCGUCUCUCCCACGUAACUACUCCUUCACUCCUCAUCGGCCUCCUCCCUCUUCCAUCCGCGGAUCGCCGGUAGCUGCAACGCUUCCGCGCUACCUCCGCCGCGACCGUCGGUUGGCUCUCACUUACCGAUUGGAACACAAUUCGAACCGGAGGAGCAGCGGAAACGUCAGAUGCGAGGCGACGGAGGUAUCUUCUUCUUCUUCUUCGUCUGCUACUUCCCCUGGACGGAACUGGGUGCCGGUUGUGCCGUUAUCCGCGCUUCCGAAAGGUGAACGCCGAGUGAUUAUUCAAGACGAUGAGACGAUUUUGCUUCUCUGGUAUAAGAACGAUGUUUUCGCGAUCGAGAAUCGUUCUCCGGCGGAAGGAGCUUACAGCGAAGGACUUCUCAAUGCUAAGCUCACUCAGGAUGGUUGCAUUGUGUGCCCAUCAACGGAUAGUACAUUUGAUCUAAGAACCGGAGAGAUCCGGGAAUGGUACCCGAAAAACCCGGUUUUGAGAGUCUUGACACCUGCACUGAGGAAACUAUUUGUAUACCCGGUCAAGUUUGAUGAAGAGAACAUCUACAUCAGCAUUAGAGACACCGGGAAGGCCGAGGCAGCUGCUGAGAUCGUCUUCAGUGGGAAAGCUCAGCCUGGACUCACAGCAACUAAUGUCAAUGUAGACGAGGUGAGAAUGAUUGUGGACGAGGGCUCUCAAGGAUUUGGAUUUUCGAAGAAGAACGAAGUGAUAAACGGGAAAGCGGCAGUGAUAGGGUUCUUGCUGCUGUUGGAUUUUGAGCUGUUGACAGGUAAAGGUCUAUUGAAAGGGACAGGGUUCUUGGACUUCCUCUACUCUGCUUCAGAUGCUUUCAAGUAG